This is a messenger RNA of Halichondria panicea, 797 nucleotides long. RefSeq names its product U4/U6.U5 small nuclear ribonucleoprotein 27 kDa protein-like. Gene Ontology annotation, biological process: RNA splicing. The record is from RefSeq and is a predicted model, not a curated record. Bases 94 to 693 code for a protein of 199 amino acids. NCBI's taxonomy places the organism in Eukaryota, Metazoa, Porifera, Demospongiae, Suberitida, Halichondriidae. The transcript has 7 exons. Gene Ontology annotation, cellular component: precatalytic spliceosome.
CCAAUCCCCUUUCUUUUGUAUCUCUGUUUAAAUCGAAUAAGUACGGUAAGUGGUCACCACAUUCACAGGCCAAAGAAUUUAUAGAAAGAAAGAAUGAGUACUAGUGAAAAGACAAAAAGAAGCCGAUCACCUAUAGGAAGUCACAGGCACAGAGAUUAUCGUCACCGAGACCAAGAUAGUGACAGAAACAGAGAUGUAGUUAAGGACAACAAAAGCAGGAACAAAUAUCGAGACAGGGAAAGAAGUUGUGACAGAGAGUGGAGCCGGUCGCGUGAGCGGGAACUUGAUAGAGGUAGUGGGAGAGACAGAGGAGCUAAAAAACAUAUUUCUGCACGCAGUCGUUCAAGAUCCCCCAGACGAUGUAGAUCAAGCUCAAGAUAUUUGGAUGACAGUGAUCAGAACAAGUCUGGGAAUUAUGGUGACUAUCACACCCGCAGAAGAUCCCGGAGUCCUCAGGAAGACAGACGUAGUGACAAAGAGGUAACAUUAUCAGACAUUGAGCCAGAGGACGCUGAUGAAGAGACACUAGCUAUGCAACGAUUAAUGGGAUUCAAUACGUUUGAUUCAACAAAGGGUAAACAUGUGCAUGGCAACAGUGGAACUACUGUGGCUAAGGUGCAAAAGCCCAAACAUUACAGGCAAUACAUGAAUCGACGCGGUGGCUUCAACAGACCUUUGGACCCAAUACACUAAAUUAUUACUUUAUAGUACAUGCAGUCUUGAUUAUCUGAUCCCCAAUCAUCCAAAAUCUUGAUUAUCCAAAUGAAAGAUUCGGUAGAUUUUAUACCAAACACCUA